CGUCCAUCACAGAUGGCUCAGGACAACACACAUGCCCUCCCUCUAGUUGCCCAGCAGCGCUCUACCUUCAUCUAUGACCACUCGAGCGCCUGUGAGAUCGCCCAGAGACUCGUCACACACGACGGCAGCCAGCUGGAUGGCGCCCUGGCCCAGCGCGUGCAGUUCAUCGGCCACACGCUGUUCCGCGAGGCCAUCAGCAGGCAGUGGCAGGGGUGGACGCCGGAGCAGAGGGCAUCGGUCAAGGGAGUGCUGCUGUCCUACCCCACUCACCUGCCGGCGGACCGUCUUCGAUCGCCCGUCUUCAGCGGCAGGGCCGAGGGCACAACUUCCCGACUGGUUCCUCGCCGAAUAAUUCACCAGUAAGCCACAGGCCCACACCCACACCCACACAGACACACGCGCAUGCCGUUCUCCUUUUCUCAGGUCUGCUGCUGGUGCGGAUAUUCCGUCUGGGCGACCCCCCCUCCUCCCGCCGAUGAAGGAGCGAAGGCCCUAAGGGCCAUCGACGCCGUCGCCACCGACCUGACAUCGACGGCUACGGGUGCGGGCAGUGACGUGCCGCUCUGUGUAGAUGCGCACGGCAUCAGCUGGACCGAGAGGGUGGCGCAGCAGGUGGAGAGUGAGGAGAUGGACC
This is a messenger RNA of Vitrella brassicaformis, 634 nucleotides long. The record is from the annotation of a GenBank genome assembly. NCBI's taxonomy places the organism in Eukaryota, Vitrellaceae.